AUGUUUACCGGACUGGUUGAAACCAUUGGGACGGUUUCGUCCCUGGAACCCCUCGACACCUCAGCAAGCGGGGGCGGGGGUACGUCUCUGACCAUCACCGAUUGCGACACAAUCCUGACCGAUGUGCAGCUGGGUGAUAGCAUCAGUGUCAAUGGAGCCUGUCUCACCGUCACAGCUUUUGAGAAGAACUGGUUCAAAGUCGGCGUUGCCCCCGAAACCCUCCGGCGCACAAACCUCGGCUCCUUAACAGAAACAUCCAAAGUUAAUCUUGAGCGCGCCGUGAAAGGAGAGACCCGAAUGGGCGGGCAUAUUGUGCAGGGCCACGUCGACACAAUCGCAAAGAUCAUUGCGAUGACCCCCGAUGAGAACUCACUGGUCCUUCGUCUGCAGCCGCGCGACCCUGCGGUGUUACGGUACAUAGUUGAGAAGGGGUUUAUCACGCUUGAUGGGGCGAGCUUGACUAUCACCCAGGUGAAGGAUGGCGAAGACGGAUGGUUUGAGAUUAUGCUUAUUGCGUACACGCAGGAGAAGAUUGUGACGGCGGCGAAGAGGGUUGGCGACUUUGUGAAUGUCGAAAUUGAUGUUGUGGCUAAGUAUGUCGAGAAGGGGGUACAGGCGUACUUUGCUGGCACGGCGGGUGGGAAUAUGGGGAUCUUGGAGAAGAUGGUUGGGCGCAUAGUGGACGAGAAGUUGAACGGAAGAUAA
This is a messenger RNA of Aspergillus nidulans FGSC A4, 705 nucleotides long. RefSeq names its product riboflavin synthase. The transcript is spliced from 3 exons. The record is from RefSeq and is a predicted model, not a curated record. The coding region runs from base 1 to 705 and encodes 234 amino acids. Gene Ontology annotation, biological process: riboflavin biosynthetic process. Gene Ontology annotation, molecular function: riboflavin synthase activity. NCBI's taxonomy places the organism in Eukaryota, Fungi, Ascomycota, Eurotiomycetes, Eurotiales, Aspergillaceae.